CUUUCCGCUGGGAUGAAGGAGGAGCUGGAGAGAAUAGACUUCGUGUGGAACGCGUCCCAGUACAAAUGGGAUCACAUUGUUCUGCCGUCGCUGCAGAGAUUUUAUGAAGUGCACCGCCACUCCGAUAUCCCAAGAGAUUUUAUUGUACCGACGGGGGAUGAUUCGUGGCCGAGGUCG
Molecule: messenger RNA, 177 nt
Organism: Phytophthora sojae
Lineage: Eukaryota; Oomycota; Peronosporomycetes; Peronosporales; Peronosporaceae
Exons: 1
Source: RefSeq, a predicted model, not a curated record